Messenger RNA from Drosophila persimilis, 2152 nucleotides. Its product is annotated as neprilysin-11. The coding region runs from base 35 to 2065 and encodes 676 amino acids. The transcript has a single exon. The record is from RefSeq and is a predicted model, not a curated record. NCBI's taxonomy places the organism in Eukaryota, Metazoa, Arthropoda, Insecta, Diptera, Drosophilidae. Gene Ontology annotation, cellular component: plasma membrane. Gene Ontology annotation, molecular function: metalloendopeptidase activity. Gene Ontology annotation, biological process: protein processing.
ACACAUAAGCCUCUGAAGCUAAACGCAAGCGAAGAUGAAGCUGCCGCGGAUCACCUUGUCGUGUCUGGGACUGUUGCUCCUGCUGGGUCACUGGCACUUCGGCGAGGGAUCGGAGUCGGGUUGGGACGGGGAGCAGGACUGCCAACGGCUGAUGGUAAAUGAUAUGGACACUGGAGAGGCGUCCUGUGAGAACUUUCACCAGCACGCGUGUGGCAACUGGUACGCCAACAGCACGCAACGGGGCUUUGGCGCGCACGACAGGCGCUCCCAGUGGGCGGCCCUGCAUAAGCAGCGGCUGGUGCAACACUUCGACGGGCUUUCUCUGAAAGCGGAGUCAAAUCAUCUGGCGACGUUCUAUGGGAGCUGCAUGUCCGGCCUGCAGAGCCUGCGGAUCUACACAGAGGCUUUGGAACGGAGGGCAUACUGGCCGCUGCUCAACACUUCCUCGGCCUUUGCCUCUGCCAACGACGCCGCCUUCGACUGGGUGGCAGCCAACGCGGGGCUGCGUCGCUUCGGGGCCCAGGGCCUGUGGCGCCUCCUGGUGCAACCCAACUGGCAAGCGGCGGACCAGAGCAUCUUCUACUUGCUUCCUCCCGGCUUCGAGCUGCUCGGCGGCAACUCAAUGAGUGAGUUCCUCUACCAGCGCUACCUCAAAAGCCUCCUGCUGGAGCUGGGGCUGCGGGUACGACGUGCGUCCGCCCUGGCCGAGCGGUUGGUGAAGUUCGAACGGGAUCUGCGGGAUCUGCUGCCCGCGGAUGUGGAGCAAACGCUGGUGCUGCGCGAACCCCAGUCCCUCAGCCAACUGGACCAGCAGCUGCCCCAGCUGCAGAUUCGGCGUUACUUCGAUCUCCUCCUUCAGGGACUGUCGUCAGGCGCCACUGAGAAGUUGCUGGUGGUGGCCGACCUGGAGUACCUGAGCCGCUUACAGAGACUGCUGGGGCGGACAGACAGCGCGGAUCCGCUGGUGCUCUCCACCUGGCUGCUCCUCCAGCUGCCCGCGCAUUUCGAGCUGUACCUGCACGACGACGAGAAGCUCAACGUGCGGCAACGUCACUGCUUGGAGCAGCUCAGUCAGCUGCUGCCCCGCCAGUUGUCACAGUUGCAGAUCCGUCUCUCGCUGGGCGACGACCCUGUGGCCUACGAAGCCCUGGUCCUGCGUGUCCAGCGUCUUUUCGUCCGCCUCCAGCUACAGUUCGAACGCCAGCUGAACGAAACGGACGUGUUCGAGGCGGACCGGAGCACCCAGACACUGGCCAUACAGAAGCUGCGGGACAUGCGGCUGGUCCUGCCCCAGAUAGUCCCGGAGGAGAAGCCCGUAUCACGGCCGCUGAGCAGCAGCUACGACGAGAACCUACUACAGUUGUCCCAGAGUCGGGCCAUGGCCGAGUUCCGGCAGGUAGUCGACUGCCAGGAUCAGAUCUGCGGUGACUCUCCGCCCGUGGAAGGCUUCGGCCUGGACCCGCUGUCAGUCAACGCCUACUAUCGCUUGAAGCAGAACGCCAUUGAGCUGCCAUUAGGACUGCUCACCAGCCCACUGCUGCAGCGCUGCUCCAAUACGAUUGACCAGGCGUCCCGGCAGGCCGGCGGAAUGGGCUCCAUCCUGGGCCACGAGAUGGUGCACGCCUUCGACUACGACGGAAUAAACUACGACGCCACCGGACAGCUGGCCAACGGCCAAUGGCCACCACGGGCUAUCAUAAGGUUCGGUCUGCGUGCCGGCUGCUAUCUGGGUGCCCGCUACAGCAACGCCACCCUCACCAUCAACGAGAACAUUGCGGACACCGAGGGGUUACGCCUGGCCUUUGAGGCGUACCGCCACCAUCGCGCGUACCGAGGUGUAACCGAUCCCAGGGGACUGAAGACCUUUUUUGUGGCCUUUGCUCAGAACUGGUGUGGCAAUGCACCGUCCUCUGGGGGCGACAGCAGCAAUGCUGGUACCGGGCAGCAUGCGGCGCAUUCGGAGCGGGUCAACAACGUGCUGGGAAACUUUCCCGAGUUUCUGGAGAUCUUCCAGUGUAAGGCCGCCAGUCAGAUGAGUCCCUCGGACAAGUGUCGCAUUUGGUGAGGCUAUCGAAGGGUAUUAUCGGAGACUUUUCAACCAAUUAUUCCCUCGUUCUUGUGCAUCAAUAAAUGUGUACCGCUUCCACUAGAA